GCCUUUUACAGUAGUACUAGGUCAAAAGCUAAAUGGCCUGCAUUAGUGAAUCGGAUAAGCAUGAACGUUAUUACUCCCCUCUGGGUGAUAGAUGGAACUGUGAGGAAAUGUCCAAAAAUUUUUCUGACAGCAAAAAGUAUAAAACGUGGAGAAAAUUGUGGUUCUUUUUGGCCAAAGCAGAAAAAGAACUUGGAUUACCAAUAACAGAUGAGCAGUUAAAAGAGUUAGAAGCGAAUAUUAACAACAUAGAUUACAAUUUAAUAGCAGAGGAGGAAUUAAAAAGGAGGCACGAUGUGAUGGCCCACGUUUAUGCAUUUGGCCAAGUGGCUCCAAAGGCCGCUCCUAUAAUCCAUUUGGGAGCCACUUCUUGUUAUGUGGGUGAUAAUGCCGAUCUUAUAAUUUUUCGAGACGCCUUAGACUUAUUGCUAGUGCGACUUGCUAGCCUACUUGACCAGAUGUGCAAGUUUGCGGUGGAGUAUCGCGAACUAGGGACUCUUGGCUUCACCCAUUUUCAGCCGGCCCAGCUUACAACUGUUGGCAAGCGUUGCUGUCUGUGGAUCCAGGAUCUCCUGAGCGACUUUAGGCUUCUACAACACGUACGCAACGGCCUGCACUUCCGUGGGGUUAAAGGCACCACUGGUACGCAAGCUUCCUUUCUACAACUUUUUGAGGGCGACCAUUCCAAAGUGGAAAAACUUGACGAAAUUGUAACUAAGUUGUCUGGUUUUGAGGCUUCUUUUAUUAUAUGUGGUCAGACUUACCCUCGAAAGAUCGACUAUGAGCUCCUUUCUGCCCUUGCUGGGAUUGGCGUGUCUGUUCAUAAAGCAGCGACAGAUCUCCGGCUUUUAAGCCACCUAAAGGAAAUGGAGGAGCCCGCUGGCCCCGAACAAGUUGGCAGUAGCGCGAUGGCGUACAAACGCAACCCCAUGCGAAGCGAGAGGUGCUGCUCUCUGGCCAGAUACGUGAUGAGCCUGGCACAGAACCCGAUGGCCACGGCUGCGGCCCAAUGGUUGGAGCGCUCGUUGGACGACAGCGCUAAUCGCAGGCUUUGUCUUCCCGAGGCCUUUCUAUGCACAGACAUUGCCCUAAACACUCUGCAGAGCAUCUUUGAGGGGCUCGUAGUCUACCCUAAAGUCAUCGAGCGACACAUUCUCGAUGAGCUGCCCUUCAUGGCCACCGAGAACAUUCUCAUGGCGAUGGUGCGGAAGGGCGAAAACCGGCAGACUUGUCACGAGCAACUUAGGCUCCUGUCUAGGGAAGCAGCUGAACAAGUAAAGAUUCACGGCCGCAAGAAUGAUUUAGUCGAAAGAAUUAGACACUCUUCCUACUUCCAACCCAUUCAUAAUGACCUGGAAGAGCUUCUUAAUCCCAAGUCGUUUAUUGGUUGUGCUCCUCAGCAAGUGACCCAGUUUCUCGAAAAGGAAGUCUAUCCUGCAAUAUCCAGCUUUCAAGGACACUUUAAAAAUUCUACUUCUUUCAGCGUUUAA
Messenger RNA from Zophobas morio, 1487 nucleotides. Its product is annotated as adenylosuccinate lyase-like. The record is from RefSeq and is a predicted model, not a curated record. NCBI's taxonomy places the organism in Eukaryota, Metazoa, Arthropoda, Insecta, Coleoptera, Tenebrionidae. The transcript is spliced from 10 exons. Gene Ontology annotation, cellular component: cytosol. Gene Ontology annotation, molecular function: N6-(1,2-dicarboxyethyl)AMP AMP-lyase (fumarate-forming) activity; (S)-2-(5-amino-1-(5-phospho-D-ribosyl)imidazole-4-carboxamido) succinate lyase (fumarate-forming) activity. Gene Ontology annotation, biological process: 'de novo' AMP biosynthetic process. The coding region runs from base 33 to 1487 and encodes 484 amino acids.